Acytostelium subglobosum LB1 is the source of this 1545-nucleotide messenger RNA. RefSeq lists its product as hypothetical. NCBI's taxonomy places the organism in Eukaryota, Evosea, Eumycetozoa, Acytosteliales, Acytosteliaceae. The record is from RefSeq and is a predicted model, not a curated record. Gene Ontology annotation, molecular function: hydrolase activity; metal ion binding. Bases 1 to 1545 code for a protein of 514 amino acids. The transcript is spliced from 5 exons.
AUGUCAUUCAAUCAAUCAUUGGCGGCAGAGGAAGAGGAAUUUGUUUCCCCAUUCCAAUCCUCAAACACCAAUACUACGUCAUCCCUAUCAUAUCCAACAUCAUCAAAUGAUGAUUCUUCAGAUGUACAACAACAUUCCACUACUAGUAGUGAACAACAACAACAACAACAACAACAACAGACACAACAGACACAACAGACACAACAACCAAGAAAGAAGAAACCACAACAGAGUUCAGAUGAUGUCACUACCACCACUACAACAUCGACUACAUCGACUGAUCCAGCAUCACCUCCAGCAAUCAAGAAGCCCGAGUGGGUACCAGACAACUCAUCCAACAAGUGUGAGAUGUGCGCUUCAGAGUUUACUCUCUUCAACAGGAGACAUCAUUGUAGAAGAUGUGGACACUUGUUCUGUGGAGAAUGUUGCUCAUUGAAUGUUUCAUUGCCUCAACAGUUUGGAUAUACUACCAGAGUCAAGGUGUGCUCAAAGUGCUUCACCACAACACUCAAUGAGCGAGCCCGUGAGGAAGAGACCAUCACCGUAAACAUUGGUGGUGUCAGCAAGGAGACCAAGGUCGUGUCAGCACUACACAAGGUGUUGCUAUGGAAAAUGGGAGCACAUGAGGAUGGAGACUUUGACAGGAAUGUCAUUGAUUCAUUGGAGAACUAUCCAUCCACUGCGAUACCAGUGUCAAGAGUUCAGGACUUGAUGUUGGAGGCUGGUGAUCUUGAUGUACAGGGAUGCACUGGAUUCAGAGUCAGGAUCUACAAUCCAUCAUUGGAGCCAGGUGAGAAGAAGACAAACUUCCCCAUCCUAAUGUGGUUCCAUACUGGAGGAUUCGUCACCAAGUCAAUCGAAACACCAUCCGUCGAUGGUCUAUGCCGUCUGGUGUCCAACCAAGCUGGAUGCGUAGUUGUAUCCGUAGAUUAUAGAUUAGCUCCCGAACAUCAAUUCCCAGCAGCUGCCUUGGAUUGUUAUGCUGCAACAUGUUGGGCAGUAAAGAAGUGCUCGUCAUUCGAUGGUGAUCCCACUAGGAUCGCUGUGGCAGGUGACAGUGUUGGAGGCAACCUGGCGGCGGCCGUCACACUGAUGGCACGCGACAAGCAGACUCCAAAGCUGUGCGGACAGGUGCUCAUCUACCCCGUGUUGGACAUGAAGCGUAACGAGGAAAAGUACUACUCGCGAGUGGUGAACCAGGAGGGCUACCUCAUGCCCAUGAGCUUCUUCCGUUGGUUCAGCGGCAAGUACUGCCACCAGGACGACGUGGACAACAUAUACGCCAGUCCAAUCAGAGCGGCCAGCAGCUCCAAUCUGGGCCUGUCCGAUCUGCCCCAGGCCCACGUCAUCACUGCGGGCCACGACCCAUUCUGUGACGAGGGUGAGCUCUACGUCAAGAAGUUGCGCUCAUCUGGCGUGCACGUCAACCACACACGCUACACCAACUCUCCACACGGAUUCUUUGCCAUUGGUCUUGACGAGUCGAAUGAGGCAGUAAUGGAGGUGUCCAUUGCUCUCAAGUAUAUGUUCCAAAAGAGAAGAUAA